Messenger RNA from Pneumocystis murina B123, 1582 nucleotides. RefSeq lists its product as hypothetical. Gene Ontology annotation, molecular function: protein binding. The record is from RefSeq and is a predicted model, not a curated record. Bases 17 to 1186 code for a protein of 389 amino acids. The transcript has 6 exons. NCBI's taxonomy places the organism in Eukaryota, Fungi, Ascomycota, Pneumocystomycetes, Pneumocystales, Pneumocystaceae.
AUAUCAAAAAAAACAUAUGUUAUAUAAAAAUGAUUCAGACCAUGAGUUUUCACAGGAAAGUCAGGGAGAAAUAGAUAAUAAAGGCGAAGACCUUUCUAUGUCUGACAAUGAUAGUGAAAUUAGCACAGAAAUAGAGAUAGAAAAUGAAAAAGAUUUAAUAGAUGAUAGUUCAGGUGGAUUUUAUGAUCAUAAGGAAAGCGUAUAUUGCCUAGAUAUGAGUCCAGUAGACGAAGACAUUAUUGUAAGUGGAGGAGGGGAUGAUGUGGCAUAUAUUUGGCGUAUAUCGACAAGAGAAAGAUUGUGUAAAUUAACUGGACAUAAGGAUUCGGUUACAGUAUCAUCAUUUUCAUAUGAUGGAGAGUAUGUUGCUACAGGUGGUAUGGAUGGGCAAAUUUUAAUUUGGAGGUAUAAAAAUAACGGAGAACUUGUUACAACAUUAGAAGGAGGCGAUGAAAUUCUUUGGGUCCAAUGGCACCCAAAAGGCAACAUUCUUCUUUCCGGUUCGAAUGAUGCAAAUGUUUGGAUGUGGAAAAUUCCUUCUGGAAAUGUGCUGCAACUAUUUAGCUUCCACAAAAAACCAGUAAAUGCGGGAUCUUUUACUCCUGAUGGGAAAAAAAUAGUUACGGCAUCAGAAGAUGGUUCGCUAAUUAUAUGGGACCCCAAAAAUGCAUCAAUAAUUCACAAAAUAACAUCAAGUGAUUCGAGAUUUGACUGUGGGGGACUUACAUGUUUAGCGUAUAAUAAAGAAGGCACAGUAGUGGCAGUGGGAGGAAUUAGUGGAAAAGUAAAAAUAAUAAGUCUUAUUAGUGGCGCUCUUUUAGAAAACCUUAACGAACAAAAAGAAAGUAUUGAAAGUAUUUCAUAUUGCGAUGUACUUCCAAUAAUAGCAUGUGCUAGUAUCGAUGGUACAGUAGCAUUAUAUGACACUUUUACAUAUAAAUUAAGAAAUGUAUUGGCUCAUGAUGGUGCAGUUAUUUCUCUUACUUUUAUCUCUAAUACACCUUACCUCAUUACUGCAUCAACUGAUCGAACAAUUCGAAGAUGGGAUGUAAGAACCGGAAAAUGCUUAAAACAAUGUUUUGGACAUCGCGAUUCUAUUUUAUGUAUGUGUUCUAGCUUAGAUGGGAAAACAAUUAUAAGUGGUGGUGAUGAUAAAUCAAUAUUGGUUUUUAAAAUGACAUCAUAAUGUUUUUGAAAACAAAACAUAUCAUAUAAUUUAUUUAUUUAAUUUAAUUUAUAGAACACAAAUUCGACAAUUCACUAUCAUUUAACUUAAAAAUGUGGAAUUUAAUUAAAAUUAAAUCAGUUGUUUAAAUAUUUAAUUUGUAUGCACAGCUCUAGAAUUUGUUUAAUAUCUUAUAUUUUAUAUUCAUUGUUAUUUAAACUAAGAAUUUUUCAGCAACAAUUUCUUCACACCAUUGAAAGGCAAGAUCAUUAAAUGUUUCAGGUUGCUCAAAAGCUUUUGAAAACAAAAUUGACUCAAAUAUCACUAAAGAGUUUAGCUAAUAUAUGGACAAUAGAUUUAGACAUACAACAUGCUUUAAAAACAAAUGGAUAUUUCUUCUUUUUCGCGAGUUCCCUU